AGCAAAAAGCCAAGAGCUGUGGAAAAGGGCAGUUUGUCGCACGAUUUACGCAGCGCUCAGGUCGUGGAAACGUUGUGUGUAUGCAGUUGUUACAUUUCUUGUGCUAUGUCCUCGAUUCGCGUUGCAAUAAUUGUCCAGUUUGUGUGACUUGAAAUUGUAGCAAGCAAACAGCAAACUAGUGUCGAGACAGCGCUCAAUAGAGUCGGGAACGAGUGUGGAUUUGUGCAUGUGUGUGCGAGCAGUAGGUGUAUGCGUGUGUUUUUUUGUUAGUGCGUUGCUCUUCGUCCGGAUGUCGUCGUCGUACGCCAGGAAUGUGCGUUGAUGUACACCGUCGCUUGAGUUCUAUUGCGCUGGGAAGUAAUUGUGGUGAAAAAUCGUCGCCCUGCUCGCAGCAUAACGUGCACAACGGUAGCAGCAGCACCGUACACAGUCAACAACUAUUACCACUACAGCAUCAUCGGCUGCUAGGAUUGCGUACCAAAUUGUGGUGUUUGGUGCAGCGUUCGAAACCUCUAGCGACGCAGAUACGUCGGGGAAGGUGUAAAUUGGUGGAAAAAGCAACCAAGUGCAUCGUUUUUCUCCGCCUCGUGCAGUUGUGUACGGAGCAAAGAGUGUGUGUAAGCGUGCGUUGUGUGUGUAUCUCCCUUCAUCCUUGAUUUUGCGACGGAAGGAGCCUUCGCCGUGUAACCGUGAUUGUGUGCGUGCUGUGUGUAGGAGCACGCAGUGUCUGUUGUAUUGUUGGUGUUGUCUAGUGGUAAAGAGAUUUUCCAUCGGCACCUCUUCCACCAUACGUUCCGUGCCCAAGUGUCCGUAUGUGUGUGUGUAAGUGGGAAAUCUGUCGUGUGUAAGCGCAGGUCGCAAGGCACGAAAUAAUAGCAAGAAAAGAGUAAAAUAAACCGUCCAAACAGUAGCUAGAGUUGGUUGUGUGUAGUGCUAAAGGCCCACAAUUUCCCAACCGUCACGUGAAAAAGUACCUUCGAAGUCCAAGAUUCUAACUCAACAUUUUAAAUAUGUCGCUCAAAAUGCUCAACGGCAAUAGCAAUGAUGAGAACCGGCGGAAACUGGCCGUUUCGUCGAUGACGACGGCUGCCACCUUCCUGUUGGUGGUGUUGCUGGUCGCGAUCCCGUGGACAACAGUGGCCGCAACCGAGAAUGAUCAGAAUUCUAACAAUCGAAACUUAAAUCUCGACAGUAGUUCGUCCUUCGGUGCGGCACCAUCGAACCAAAAUGAUAUCUACAUUGACGAUGAAGGUCUGGAAGGUUCUGGAAGCCGCGGUGAAGUGCGUGACGAUUUAGAGAAAGAGGACGACGAAUCUUCUGGCUCCGGUUUCGGAGACGAUGACGAAGAUUCCACCUCGAGUCGAUCGUCGCUAUCGUCUUCGUCGUCGUCGGGCGGCAAUCUAAACGUACUGCGUGGUGGCAGCGAUAACCUGCCAGGUUCAGGUGAUCAUGAUGAUAAUGAUCUCUACACAGACACCAACCUAUCCAACGUUGAUCCAUCGACCACCGACGACGAAGAUAUGCCCAUUGGCAAGGAGAAAAAACCGACAAUCCUUUCGUCGCCACCUAUUUCCUCGUCAUCUGGUGGAGUUUACUCACGUGGUGGAGAUAUCAUUGAAACGGGGGAGAACGACCUCGAUCUUGCAGGACUGCCCCGGCAUCACAUAACGCCAACAGAAGGCAGCAACAACCAUCACGAUAACACUCAGUACGGUGCGGGCAGCGGCGUUUUGAUAAUGAAUGCCAAGAACGAUGACCGAACGGCCAGCUUCUUUGCACAGCCUGGCAUAUUGGCAGCUGUGAUCGGAGGGGCUGUCGUUGGUUUGCUAUGUGCAAUACUGGUGGUAAUGUUUAUCGUAUAUCGGAUGAGAAAAAAGGACGAAGGUUCGUAUGCACUGGAUGAACCGAAGCGAUCGCCGACAGCCAACACCUACGCCAAGAACGCGAACAACAGGGAAUUCUACGCCUGAGAUUACUCGAUAGACUCGAGUGACGGUGAUUUUUAAAAAUAAACAGCUACCUUUUCUCUAACGCAGCAACAUCCACAUAGCAAAAAACACUGUGCAUGCCAAUGGUUUAUGCGUACAGUGGAGACGUAGCAGAAGAAGAGGCAGACUUAAAAAUCGCCGAACAGCGCGAGAAAACAAACAUACACCUAGAAUUAGGGAGAAAGGACAGAGCGAAGCGAACGAAAAUAAGACGCCGAGAAGCAGAAGCCUACGCGAUGCCGCAGGACGACGUGUACGGUCCUAUAUGUAGCAAGCUCACUGAAGCUUCUAAAUAGAGGUGGUGUAUCGCAGUGCAUCGCAUACGGAAGGAUCUCUGUGAACACAACCGUAGCAUACGAGGGAAACAAGCAAAAGGGAUUGAUUGAUGAAUGUAAUGCAUAUAGGCGUGUACGCACAAACCUACAUGCACUACUCUAGGAAUUCAGUUAAUUUUCGGUAACCGGGUCCACCCACCAUGCAAUGGAAUCUUGUGAUGGGUGGGUGUGUUAUUCGUACUAAGAUAUGAUUUCAUUACGGGGAGCUUUUCGAUCAAGUUGUCGGUGGAGUGGUUGAUCCAUUCUGUUAGUCUAGUUCCGUUGCAAUUUCCCAGUUUUCUGUAGGUUUGUGCGUUAUGAGCGCGAGCAUCGGGGCUUAUGGAAAUUUCAUUUUAAAAAAUUGACCUAAGUUUUAAUAUGUUGGGCGUGUUAAACUGAAAAUAAGUCUCUCGAAUCGUUGAACGUAGAUAUUAUUGGGGCGGGAGAGGUUGUGUAUUGUGUUGUAUGUUCAAGUGCGGGACCAUUAUUGUCCUAGAUUGAGCAAUCUUACGCAAAGGUAUCUAUUUCUGGCAAGCACCUAUAAUGAUUAGUGGCAGCUUUUAUGGCAAACUAUUAACCUACGUUACAGGCAUUGUAUGAUGGUUUAGGUUAAACAUCUCUAUCUUUUGUUGAAUAAACAAUGCUAUGGUUUGUUUUUCUCUCCCUCACGACAGAGAUAGGAUCAGCUGUCCUCCUUUUCAAUCCAAAAUUAGUUUGCCAUUUCUAAACGUGCGUACGAAUAGCGUGUAACCUAAAAUGGGACACUGGGGAAUCGUUCGAUAAAUAUAUAAUCGAAAUUUCGGAUAACACA
This is a messenger RNA of Anopheles moucheti, 3113 nucleotides long. RefSeq names its product syndecan (gene Sdc). The transcript has 5 exons. The coding region runs from base 1011 to 1970 and encodes 319 amino acids. NCBI's taxonomy places the organism in Eukaryota, Metazoa, Arthropoda, Insecta, Diptera, Culicidae. The record is from RefSeq and is a predicted model, not a curated record. Gene Ontology annotation, cellular component: membrane; cell surface. Gene Ontology annotation, biological process: cell migration.